UUGCGCGAGGUUGUGGAGAGAAACUACAUCACGUUUACCGAAUUGUCAGAACUCUUAAGCAAAUAACAAGUGGCGAAUAAAACAAUUUGGAGAAGGACUUGGGAGAUAUGUAACUGGAAUGAAUUUUAACUCUAUAAUGGCAUCUAAUUCAGCUGUGGAAAUUGAAAAUGAGAGUGAUAACUCUUCUGGUAGCAGCUUAUUUAAAACUCAGUGUGUCCCUUACUCACCUAAACAGGGGCAAAGAAACCCUACUAGAAAGUUUGUUCAUUCACCUGAAGAUGUUCAGGCAAGGGAUUCAUCUAGUGACUCAUCUUUUGAACCAAGACCAUUGACUUUAAAAGCUAUUUUUGAAAGAUUCAAAAAAAAGAAACGUAAAAAGAGGAAAUAUAAACCAACAGGAAGACCAAGGGGAAGACCAAAAGGGAGAAAAAACACUAGACGUUCCCAAAUAAAUAAGAAACAAGUUCAAGAUAAAGGAUCUGGGUUCCCAUUUUUAGAAUCUGAGAAUGCAAGAAAACCAUUACCUUGGAGAAAAAUUUUAACCUUUGAGCAAGCAGUGGCAAGAGGAUUUUUCAACUACCUUGAAAAACUGAAGUAUGAAUACUACCUCAAGGAAUCCUUGAAACAAAUGAAUGUUGGUGAAGAUUUAGAAAAAGAAGAUUUUGACAGUCGUAGAUACAAAUACUUGGAUGAUGAUGGUUCUCUCUCUCCUAUUGAAGAAUCAGAAACAGAGGAGGCUGCAACAAAUCUUGAACAUAAUGAUGAAUGUGAUAUCAAAUUGGUGGACAAUAAUGAUUUCAUAAUAAGUUCUGAAGUACCAAAGAUGAAGAAUGUGUAUUUAGAACAAGAAGAAUAUACUGAAGAAGCCGCUUUGUCUAAAAAGAGAGCAUCAAAGUCCAAAAACAUUGGACAGGACAGAAUGGCCUGAAAAGAGAUAGGAAUAUGAAUGUUAAGGCUUUUCACUUGAACACAAUGUCUGGACUUUAAAGGUGUUGGCAUAUCCCAACAAUCUGUACAGUUCUAGGGUGUGAUGGCUUAGGGGUGAAUAGGAUUUGAACUCAUAUUUAGAGGGGUGUUUGAAAUUGAGAACCAGGCAGAUCCAGGCUCAGACCCUAACGGGGCCCCGGAGUAAAGACAUUGGAUCCCAAAGAUUACAGGUGGGGAGUUUUUGAAGUAUGUCCGUAUUCAAGUGGAGAUCGAAGAAGCUCAACCGAAAGAACUCUGGACUGACAGUGACAACUGUGGAUUGAACAGUUCUUUUUAAAAGGGCUAUUGUGAAGAUUAUGAUUCUGACUUUGGAGGAACUACGGUGAAUGGAAGCGGAAGGAAUCACAUGUAAAAUUCCUCAAAUAAAAAUUUAUU
Molecule: messenger RNA, 1362 nt
Organism: Zalophus californianus (California sea lion)
Lineage: Eukaryota; Metazoa; Chordata; Mammalia; Carnivora; Otariidae
Product: TATA box-binding protein-associated factor RNA polymerase I subunit D-like
Exons: 1
Coding region: 119-928 (269 amino acids)
Biological process (GO): regulation of DNA-templated transcription
Cellular component (GO): nucleoplasm; nucleus; RNA polymerase transcription factor SL1 complex
Source: RefSeq, a predicted model, not a curated record